Molecule: messenger RNA, 988 nt
Organism: Polyodon spathula (Mississippi paddlefish)
Lineage: Eukaryota; Metazoa; Chordata; Actinopteri; Acipenseriformes; Polyodontidae
Product: heat shock protein beta-11-like
Exons: 1
Coding region: 89-730 (213 amino acids)
Biological process (GO): protein refolding; response to heat
Molecular function (GO): protein folding chaperone
Source: RefSeq, a predicted model, not a curated record
GAGACAGACUCAAACUAGCACAUCAGAAGCUACAAAGACUGAGAUCUUAUAGCAACAGGAGACAAGACUCCAGGAAUACUCAUUGAAGAUGCAGUGCUCUCGUGUGUUCCAGUCUUCCUUCUGCACUCCAAUGGCUUUCCAUUGGCCAGUGCCAGUGCGCACACUGUGGCCAGAGACCCGCUCCAUCUUUAUUCAGAUGGAGAAUGACAUCCUGAGACAAAUGGAGGAAAUGCAGAAAAGUAUGGACCGAGUUCAUCAGCUGAUCUUUAAUAAGAUUGAGGCUAUUGAUCAGGGCACUAAGCUUUUUGAUGCCAAGGCAAUCCCCUAUAAGACAGAGAAGGAAGGAAACCGCUUUGCUCUGACGCUGGAUACCAAAGACUUUUCACCCAAAGAGCUGACCGUGAAACAGGUGGGACGGAAACUGCGAGUGACCGGAAAGCAUGAAAAGAAAGAAGAAGAUGGAAAAGGUGGCUACACCUUCAAACACCAGGAGUUCAGACAGGAAUUGGAGCUGCCACAAGAUGUGAACCCUGAUGAGGUGACCUGCUCCUUGUCCAACGGGCAGCUACAGAUUGAAGCACCAUGUCUGGCCCUGCCUGCUAUGACAGAGAGAACUGUUCCCAUCAACAGCAGCCCUGCUGUGAAGACCCAGCCAGAGAGGAGCACAGAGGAACAGGAAAUAACCAGCAGCGCAGAGAAAGAACACCACGUUGAAAAACAAGGAGUUUGAUCGGACUGGUUAAAUUUGUAUAUUUGUUAUCAUUCUGAAUAGUUACGUGUUGCUCUAAUAUAGAUAUUUUUGUCUUCUAUUUUGCUCUAUUUCUGUCUAACUUGCUGCCCCUUUGCUUUCAGGCCUGUAUUGUUUUGCCAUUGAUAUUGCACCACUUUUCCAAUUCAGUAAAAUUAAUGUGGAAUUUUCUAAAUUAUUAUUAUUAUUAUUAUUAUUAUUAUUAUUAUUAUUAUUAUUAUUUACCAGUUGGGGUUUAUG